Molecule: messenger RNA, 1611 nt
Organism: Parastagonospora nodorum SN15
Lineage: Eukaryota; Fungi; Ascomycota; Dothideomycetes; Pleosporales; Phaeosphaeriaceae
Exons: 3
Coding region: 1-1611 (536 amino acids)
Source: RefSeq, a predicted model, not a curated record
AUGGGAUUCCUCCAGGCUUUGAGCGUCGCAUCAAUCGCUCUUGCCUCCAGUGUCCAGGCCGCUGUUUCCUCUACUGGCUUCACCGUAUCGCUCAACGACGUAAACUACUUCUUGCCCGGAAAGCCCACAGCAAGUAUCAGUGGAUGUGAAGAAUUACAGGCUUUGUUCAAAGAUGGACCAUUUGUGCCAUUCACGGUGGUGAAGAAUGGCAGCAUUGAUGCUGCAGCAUACAGCGAAGACGAUGUUUGGCAGCCAGCCUUUCUUGAGGGUAUGUUACGUCCCCUCCAGAGGAGUAGCGACGACAGCAUUCUGACGCGAACCCAGCUAUUUACACUCAAGGAAGUGCACCAAUCAACUCUUCGACCCUACUUUAUCAAUGCUGCUGGUGAAGUAUACGAGGCCUGGAGACUGUUCUCGGACGUCCAAGGAGCCUUCCUUGAAUCAGCGAUCUCGAAUGGCGAUGGCACUUUUUCCGUGCUACCAGCUGGCACUGUUGGCCAGAAACAAGCGAUUGCUGUGCCAUCCCGCCUCUACUACACGAAAACAGCCGAAAAGCCGCUCGCUGGCGUCCGAAUUGGCAUCAAGGAUAUCUACGACAUCAAAGGACUGCGCACCAGCAAUGGUAACCGAGCUUGGUAUUGGUUCUACCCUCCUGCCAACAACACAGCUCCUCCCGUUCAAAACUUGAUCGACGCUGGAGCUAUCAUUGUUGGGAAGAUGCUCACAAGUCAAUUUGCGAACGGCGAGCAGGCUACCGCUGACUGGGUUGAUUAUCACGAGGCUUUCAACCCAAGGGGCGACGGGUAUCAAGACACAUCAUCCAGCUCUUCGGGCGGAGGCGCUGGCACUGCUGCUUAUCACUGGCUAGAUGUCUCGCUUGGUUCCGAUACUGGAGGUAGUCUUCUGACGAACUUCCUCGGAAAUGUCAGCGAAUACCUCCAGGCUAAUGUGUCAGCCUACAACCUGACCUCCGAGUUUAGCAAUGCUAAUCCCACCAUUGCGCCACUGGAGACUCUCAUGAACCUCACUUACGCGAUUCUCAUCACCAAGCAGCAGAUUGAGCUCGUUCGCGACCCGUUCUACGCUGACUACGCCGCGAAAUACGAUGGACGCCGACCAUUUGUGAAUCCGGUACCUCUCGCACGCUGGGGCUGGGGCGCCAACCAAACAAAUACUGUUGAAGAGGCGGUUAACAACAAGACCAUAUUUAUGGACUGGGUCAACUCCGGGAUCCUCACUCCGUCACCCAAAACCUGCUCUGAGUCGCUCGUCCUGUACGUUGGCUCCACCGCACGAGCCGACCCGCGCAACGUUUAUUUCGAAGAGCCUGGCGUUCCGUUUGGCUUCAGCAAUAGUCGCAUUAGUGUUAUGGCUGAGGUGCCGGAUUUCGUUGUCCCGAUUGGCGAGGCGCCGUACAACUCGACCAUUACGGGACAUGUGGAGUACCUUCCAGUGACAGUAGACUUUUUGGCUGCCAAGGGAUGUGAUGGCAUGCUGUUCAGCUUGAUCAACGAUUUGCAUGCGAAGGGAAUUGUGAAGACAGCUUUGAGUGGGAGAUCAGGGAUCACUGGAGGAGAUAUCUUGUUUAAGAGGGGCGGGAUGCAGUAUUAA